AAUUCAAUUCAAUCCUCAUAAUUGGUUUCUUACGUUGGAUUCUGCUCAACUGUAACUAAUUUUAAGGAAUACUAUCAGAGCCCAUAACACUUCCCAAGCAGUUCAAUUUCCUGUAAACGAUUCAAGAAGACCGCGACCCACAAACAUUUUCCUCUCCGCAGUCCGCACCAGGGUUUCAAUGGAUGCUCGGGCUUCUAAUAGCUUUGAAACUGCUGAAUCAGACUCUGCAAAAGUAAAAUUACCUGAAAGUGUUUCAUAUGAUGCUCAGGGUAUGGAAGAAGCAAGAAAUGCCACGGAAGUUUUAAGUAGAGCAGAUUUGGACCUAGCAUACUCUUCUCACAAAUUGGUGAAUUUGGGUAAUCUUUUAAUGCGUGUUUUAGCCUGGCAAAAUGAUGUGAAAUCAGUUGUUGAAUAUGAUGAUAUCUCCCCAGAAUUUAUUGAGAAGGCAAUGGGAUUUGAUAUCUUGAGUGCUAUUUUGAACUCUGAGGUAAGAGAGCUGGAUAAGUUUAUGGGCAGUGUUCAUGCUGUAGUAAUUAAUGCUCGUCAUAAGAUAACUUCAUGCGGAAAGCUACAUGAUUUGUCCAGCAUGGUGGAAAGUAAAAUGCAUGACACUGAAGAAUCAGUGAGAAGAUUGCAGGAUCAUAUCCUUGAGAUGAAAAUGCAGUUAGCCAAGCUGCAGAUGACAUCAUUAGCUUUCAACCAAAAUGAAUGGAGCUUUAACAUAGGUGUGGAUUUAUCAGAAAACUCUGAAGUUCCAGGAAUAUAUCUGAAGCCACAACUGGAGUCAGUUGAACAGCGACAUAUUCUAAGAAUGUUGGAAAAAUCGCUUGCUAGGGAGCUAGAUCUUGAGAAGAAGUUAACAGAAAUAAAACAAAAUGAAGAAGAUAUUAAGUUAAAGCUUCAAUUAACUGAACAAGUGGCUCUGUUCAUGGAAGAGGCAGCGGAGGUAAUUUGGGGUAGGUUCCUGGAGGCUGAAAAUACAUCAGAGGUUCUUAUGGGCAUAUCUAAGGAGAUGGUUGGUCGGCUUCAAAUUGCUCGAUUCAACUUAGAUAAUGCAAUACAAAGAGAAAGCAAUUUAGAUUCUAAACUCCAAUAUUACAUUGCACAAUCAAAUGCAAAAGAUAAUACAAUGGAAAAGCUUGGUAAGAAAAGGGCACAGCUUGUUGCUGAAACUGCUGAAGCUGCUUCUCUAAGGGAAAGAGUGAAAUUACUAGAAGAGCACUUGAGAGAAUCAGUAUCUCAGCUGAAGGCAGAAAAGGAAACAAAUGAGACAAGUCAAGUGCAACUUGCAGAAAUGGAUGGUAUCAUUGAAUCCAUGAGAGAAACCAUUGAUGAAUUUGAGGCUAGAGCUGAGAGUGCAGAAGCCAAGGUUACUCAGCUAACUGAAACCAACUCAGAACUAACUGAAGAACUCAAUUUUCUGAAAGGAAGUAAUGAUACUAAUAACAAAAAGGUGAGCUUAAUCGAGAAGCAGUUGAGAGACCUAGAACUGCAACUUCAGCAUUCCAGGGCUUCAUCAGAAGCAAGUCAAGAGCAGCAAAACAUGUUGUAUACUGCAAUUUGGGACAUGGAAACUCUUAUUGAUGAGUUGAAGCAAAAAGUCUUCAAAGCUGAAAACAAGACUGAGAAUGCUGAGGAGCAAUGUGUGGUGCUGUCAGAAGCUAAUUUAGAACUCAAUAAAGAAGUUGAAUUUCUGAAGACUAGAAUGGAGUCCUUGGAUACAACUCUGGAUCAGGCCACUGUUGAGAAAAUGGCGAGUGCAAAAGACAUAAAUAUCAAGACCAAUGUGAUUAUGGAUAUGGUCAUGCAACUUGCAAUGGAAAGAGAGCGCAUAAACAAACAGUUCUAUGAUUUAGCAAAGGAAAAUAAAUUGCUCAAGGAGAAAUUAAGGAAAGCAAAGAAGGCUGAGUGUUUUGCUUCAUGCAGCAACACAGAUCAGAAGGAAGAAGAGCUUCCUUCACUCAGAGUUGACUUAACUGCUGCUACAUCAUGUACACUAGCUUCACAUGAGAAGGCAGCAGAAUUCGCAGACUAUAGCAUCCAGGUGGAGGAAACACUUAAAACAGCAUCUGCAGAUCAUCAUGAAAUAGAAUCCUCCAUUUCUCCAGAAGAUAGCAGCAAUUUGGUUCUGAAACUGGAUGAUGUGAAUGUAGUAGACACAGGGAGGACCAGUCGAACAUACAUCUUCAUGGCAACUUUGGUUGUACUGCUUCCAGUUUUAGCAGCAUAUUUCUUGAACAGGGAACAAGCCAUUUUCAACCUCAUCGAGGGUUAACUCGCGGUUGCCUUUGCAUGGAAGACAUUCCUUUUUCUCGACUGUACAUAAUUCUUGGCCGUAGUGCUUGUCGUAUUUCAUUCAUUCAUCAUUGUUGCAAUUGUAAUUUUUGCUGCUUGCCCCGCAAUUCUUUUCAGAAUGAGUUUUUAGAUUGUGUAAAUGCAGUAGGUGAGGUCUUUAACUACACUCUGAAUAUCAGAAGCUUUCCAAGCACAUCAUUUGGGACA
Messenger RNA from Coffea eugenioides, 2502 nucleotides. Its product is annotated as WPP domain-interacting tail-anchored protein 2. The coding region runs from base 179 to 2275 and encodes 698 amino acids. The record is from RefSeq and is a predicted model, not a curated record. Lineage: Eukaryota; Viridiplantae; Streptophyta; Magnoliopsida; Gentianales; Rubiaceae. The transcript is spliced from 5 exons.